This is a messenger RNA of Phytophthora nicotianae INRA-310, 2238 nucleotides long. RefSeq lists its product as hypothetical. Gene Ontology annotation, molecular function: RNA binding. The transcript has 4 exons. Lineage: Eukaryota; Oomycota; Peronosporomycetes; Peronosporales; Peronosporaceae. Bases 501 to 1907 code for a protein of 468 amino acids. The record is from RefSeq and is a predicted model, not a curated record.
CCGGACUCGCCAUCCGCGAAAAGGAGAAAGCACGUCUCAGCUGUAUAGACUUGUCACUUUUGUCCCUCUGCAUGCGCUGCCCAUUUACGCUCCUGAGUGCUCGCUACCGGGGCGUCGCUCCAAUGAGGGACAGCCGUCAUCAUGGCUGGUUUGUGGUGAUUAACACCUAUCGCAGCAGCUCCAUUUCCUGCUGCGCUCGAUAGCUUCCAGCCAUAUUGUCUUGUUCAGCAUUUUGUAACGCUCCAAGAUGCAAAUGUAGCCAUGUUCAAGACAUUGCUGGCUAUUAUUGUAGGUACUGAAAUGUUGAACGGCUAUUUUUGUAGUUGUUGAGCUCAUUGGAUUGGUUAAAACGUUUAUGCCAAGUCUUUAAAGGCAGGCUAUAACGGUAAUACUUGGAAUAUGUAUACUGUGAUGGGAAGACUGGAGGGAAGCGGGUUAGACUGGGGGGAUAGUCAUGCCCAUACAUUCGCGAAAAAGGCCGACGGACAUCAUCGAUCGCUAUGGAGGGGCUGGGCGUCGUGUACGAGCAGGAGGAGCCUGUGGUAGACAUCCAGCAGACGCCCACGGGGGGCAACCACGCGGCUGCGGUGUCUGCGCCGAACCACGAGGCUGAGGACGACGAUGAGAUCCGCGCUCUGGCUAGCAAUCCGGACGACCUGGACGCACAGCAGCAGCAACCGACUCAGACCCAGCAACAGCCUCAGCCUCAGCCUCAGUACAACGCGCCUGGUGGGUACGGGGACUACGCACAGAGUAGUGGCCAACAUCCGCAGCAACUUAUGGAGCACCACCAUGGCUACGACAAGAACGGAAGCAGUGCGCAGCCAGGCAAGCUCUUUAUCGGCGGCGUGUCUUGGGAGACCACGGAGGACACACUGCGCCAACAUUUUGGCAAGUAUGGUGCGCUCACGGACGCGGCGCUGAUGAAGGACAAGUACACGGGCCAGCCACGAGGCUUCGGCUUCGUGACAUUCGCUGACGCCACAGCGAUUGACCGCGUGCUGGACGAGACGCAUACACUGGACGGCCGGACGGUGGAGGUGAAACGCGCGAUUCCAAGGGAGCGAACGGCGCCGGGCUCGAGUAGCGAUUUCCGCGGCGGACGCGGCGGAUACAGCAGCGGUGGCUUUACGGAGCAGAAGAAAAUCUUUGUGGGUGGUCUCGCCCCCACCGUAACGGAGCAGGACUUCCGUCACUACUUUGAGGAGUUUGGCAAGAUCACAGAUGCCGUGGUUAUGAUCGACCGCGACACGCAGCGCUCACGUGGAUUUGGCUUUAUCACGUUCGAGGAGGAGUCGUCAGUAGCUGAAGUGAUCAGCAAGAACCACGAAAUUCACGGCAAGACCGUCGAGAUUAAGCGCGCAGAGCCUAAGGAAGCCCGUGGUGGCGGUGGCGGCUAUGGUGGUGGCCGUGGAGGCCGCGGAGGCGGCUGGCGAGGUGGAGGGGGUCGUGGUGGCGGCGGCGGUGGCUAUGGUGGUGGCUAUGGUGGCUAUGGUGGAAGCUACGGCGGUGGUUAUGGUGGCGGCUACGGUGGCGGCUACGGAGGUGGUUAUGGUGGUGCUGCUGCAUACGGCGCUGGUGGUUACGGAGGUUACCCGCAGUCAUAUGCCGGCUAUGGCUAUGGUGGCUAUGGAGGUCGCGGUGGCUACGGCUACGGUGGCUACGGAGGUUACGGCGGCUAUGGUGCUGGAGGUGCCGGUGCUGGUGGCGAAGGUGCCGGUCAGGAAGGUGGUGCAGGUGGAGAAGAAGGGGGAUACGGUGAAGAUGGAGCCCAGCAGGGAGGCCAGGGCGGCCAAGGGGCUGCUGCUAGUGGCUACGGUUAUGGCGGCGGCUAUCGCCAGGGAGGAGGCUCCGGUGGUGCUCAAGGAGGUUCUGGCGGACGAUCGGACCGAUACCGCCCGUACUAAGCAUUCACGCGACGAAGAAACGAAGGCUGAGCAAAAUCUGCCUGCGCACACAACCUAUCAGGGUGUGCUUGUUUAUCGUCUCGCGCCAGCUGCAUCAACCUCUCGGCUUCGACUCCUCCAGCUCGUACCUGUUGCUAUCCAAUCAAUACUUUUUGAAUAACGCCCGCUUUUUAAAUUAUCUCCACGCAGAAGUUCUGCUAGAUGCACUUACGUUGCUUCCUUCGUGUACAUGUAAUACGUGUUCAUACCCCUGACAGUGACUUUGGCGUAAUUUUGAUAGACUAAUUUUUCUUACAAAAAAUUACGGUAUUUUGUUUACAAAAUCCAAAUC